Messenger RNA from Fusarium coffeatum, 2589 nucleotides. RefSeq lists its product as uncharacterized. Gene Ontology annotation, biological process: primary miRNA processing; mRNA processing. Gene Ontology annotation, cellular component: nuclear body. The record is from RefSeq and is a predicted model, not a curated record. NCBI's taxonomy places the organism in Eukaryota, Fungi, Ascomycota, Sordariomycetes, Hypocreales, Nectriaceae. The transcript is spliced from 3 exons. The coding region runs from base 1 to 2589 and encodes 862 amino acids.
AUGGACUCUUAUUCAUCUUUCCGGGAUGCCUCGGCUCGUUCGCCGGUUGAUCGCAGCUGGAACCGUGACGAUUCGCGCAACCGUGAUGAACGCCCCGACCGCGGCGACUCUUUCUACCGUGGAAGAUCUCCAGGCCAUGAACGUCGCGACCGUCGCCGAUCUCGCUCACCUGCUACUGUUGACCGCUAUGAGCCCCGGCCUCGUCGAGACGACCGGGACCGUGAUGAUAGACGCCGCAUGUCGCCACCCGCCAAUAUCGAUCGAUAUGUUCCUGGUCAAGAUUCCAACUCAGGUAGCCCGAGUGUGAACCCUCUCCACGACCCGGCCAAGCUUCCUUACCAGGUUGGCUUCUCUUAUUUUGGCGAAUGGUGGAGAAUAAACGAAAAGAUGAAGGAGGAGAAAGAACGAUUGCGCACUGGUCGACGUCGCGAGCCAGAGAGGGCCCGUGUCCCCGAAGAUCGUGAAAAGGAAAAGGCUAAGAUCCAGGCUGCCUAUGAUGCAUACAAGGAGGAGCUCCAGGCCAAGAUGGCUCGUUCAUUCGUUUCCGAGCACAAGAAGGAGCAGUGGUUCAAGGAGCGAUAUGUUCCCGAAAUUCGAGACGAUUUCAGAACAAAGCUGAACGAAUAUCGACGCGGUGCAUACAGUCAGUGGGAGCAGGAUCUCGAGUCUGGUACCUUCGACGACUUCUCUUUGGAGGGACUCCCCAAGAGUGAGAGUAACGGCAGUGGUGGUGUUGUUGAAAAGGAAGAAGGAGAGGCGACAGCCACGAAUGAGAUUCUGGGUGUUGGUGACCUUGUGCCUGCCAACGGUGCAGACAUCCGUGAUGACAACCAGUUUCAGCCAACUCUUUUGAUUAAGACGAUUGCGCCCCAUGUUAGCCGCCAAAACCUCGAGGCGUUCUGUAAAGAACACCUUGGUGAGGAGGAAGGUGGCUUCAAGUGGCUCUCCUUGUCCGAUCCCAACCCCAGCAAACGUUACCACCGUAUUGGAUGGGUUAUGCUUCACCCUUCUUCCGAAACAGUCCUGCCUGCGGACCGUAUUGAUCCCAAAGAUGAGGAUGGCGAUGAGGCCAUCAGAUCUCCCCAGCCAGUGUCUACUGCCGACAAGGCUUUGGAGGCUAUCAACGGAAAGACCGUUAAGGAUGAAGUUAGAGGUGACUUUGUCUGCCACGUUGGUGUUCAUAACCCACCCGUCCAUCCUAGAAAAAAGGCUCUUUGGGAUCUCUUCUCUGCUCCUGAGCGUAUUGAUAAGGACCUUCUGCUUGUGCAGCGAAUCGUCAACAAGUUCGAGGAAGACUUUGGUUCUGAUUUCCAGGCUACUAUAAAAAUUGAGGAGAAGGUCGAAGAUCUUAGAAAUGCAGGCCAACUCCAACCAGCUGUUGUCCCAGCACCUGUCAAGAAGGUUAAGAAGACCCGAGAGGUUGGAAUGGAUGAAGCCAUGGACGAUGAGGAGGACGGCGUCAUUGAUGUCGAGGAAGAGGAAGAGGAGGGCGCCAUUGAGGACGAGGAGGUCGAUGAUGAGGACCUUCUGGUCAAGAAGAAGCAGCUUGACCUCUUGAUUGAGUACUUGCGCCGAGUCUUCAACUUCUGCUUCUUCUGUGUUUUCGAAAGCGACUCCAUUCACGAGCUUACCCGAAAGUGCCCUGGUGGACACUUACGUCGCCCUCGAAGCACCCUUUCGUCUACAGCUAAGGCCGUCGCAAGAGCCAGCGCAAACGGAGAUGCUUUCCCUGGCAAGAAGCGAAGCGAUGAUGACGAGGGCGAGCUUACCGAAGGAGAGAAGAAGUUCCGAAAUACCUCCAACAAGACUGAGCAACAACUCCUUCGGGCUUUUAACUGGGUUAAGACUUUUGAAGAUAAGCUUACCCAGAUCUUGGACCCUCACUCAGUUGAUCUUCGAAAGCUUGGUGGUCGUCCUGCUGAUGAGGCUGUUGAAGAGGAGCUUAUGAAGCACGUAAAGCAAGAGGAUGAGCACAAAUGGCGAUGCAAGGCUCCCGACUGCUCCAAGCUGUUCAAAGAAGAACAUUUCUGGCGUAAGCAUGUCGAGAAGCGUCACGGUGACUGGGUCGAUAGCCUUAGACAAGAGUUUGAACUCAUCAACGCCUAUGUGAUAGACCCAUCGCAUAUCGCGCCAUCUAGAACUGACGCGAACUCAAAUGGCCACUUCCCAACUUCCAAUGGCCAAUCCAGCAGCGGAACACCUCGUGGUUUCAACCUCCAGAACUUUUCCAUGAAUGGUAUGAUGGGUAUGCCUGGGUUCCCCAUGGCUCCUGGUAACUUUAACCCCAUGUUUGGGAACAUGCCAUCCGGAGGAUUCCAUCCCAUGGGCGAUGAGCGAUCCGGUGGAGGUCCCAUUCGCCGAGGAGGUAUGGGUGGUGGCCGAGGCCAGUACCGUUCUGGUCCUUAUGACCGCCGUGGUGGUGGUAACCGUUUCGACGGCGCUCGCAACCGAAAUGGUGGAUCGCGCUGGGGUGACGGUGCUGGAGGAGCCGCUGGAGGUCCUCGAGAAGCUGUCCAGGGCAGAAGCCUAAAGAGCUACGAAGAUCUUGACCAGGCUUCGGGUGGUGGAAGCGGCGAGCUCAACUACUAA